AUAAUACUAAUUAAUUCUUUUUUUCUACUUACUCUUUGUAAGUUUAACAGAACAGACAACGACACCAGUGGAUUAAGACGUCUGAGACGUCAAAAUCAUCAUCAUGAUUCUGAAAACUUCUGCGUUGAUAAUAUUUUUCUUCAUCUUGUCCGUCGGAAAAUGCCAGUUUGUCUAUAAUUAUGAGGAAGACGGGGCGGAUGAAUUGGGGCAAGAUGUUGCGAAGCAAAGUACUAUACAGUACGAAUAUAAUCCACCCUCAGCUGUAAACCGUCAGUAUGCAACAGAUAAUCGGGAAAAUAUAGAACCUGCAAGACCAGUCAAACGAAUACAGCGACGCAUCAAAUAUAGAGAAGAGUACUAUACUGAACCACCACCACCACAAUCAGAAUACUUCCCAGAAUCUGAGCCAGUUCCAGCCCCCAGAGUGAACAGACAACGAAGAAAGCAGUCUCGUAACAGACAAAGGGCUUACGUUGAACCACCACAAGCUCCAAGAGUUUACUCUCCUUCUGUGUUCGAAAAGAUUGGUCUUGGUGAAGCACCAGAAGGAAUAUAUGUCCCUGAAGAUUCUCUACUAAAUGUUUUAAAGAAUCCAUCUCUAAGGAAUGCAGCCCCAGUUCGAACUAGCGAAUAUCAACCAGUAGGAAAUCAGUAUUCUGAACCUGCUACAAGUUUCCCCAGUAUCGGACGACAACAAUAUUUCGUAGAACCUCCAGCCAGUGAAGAUGACACAAGGCCGCAAACUUUAAUACUUCCUGUAGUACGACCAGAUGAAGCUCCUACGGUAUAUGCUGGCCCUCCUGCACAAACAUACAGGCGACAACGAAGACCAAAAACUCAGGCACUUUAUGUGGAGCAACCAUUAAUUGAUAUAGAUUCAUACAGACGAUAUACGGACGAUGUCUUGAGAGAAGACAUACCUAUAGUACCCCGACAUAGUCAGCAACCUGCUAAUGAGGCUAGACAACCAAGACAGACAACACAACGCUAUGAUCAUCAACAGGAAAGGACGUCUUUUGUAGCUCCAGUAAGGCAAACAUCAAGAAGGAGGAACUACCAAGAGACAACUCAGCCUCCUCGAAUAUAUUCUCCAUCUGUAUUUGAAAAUGUAGGUCUUGGUGAAGCGCCAAAUGGUGUAUAUAUUCCCGAAGAUUCGUUGUUGAAUAUUUUGAAGAACCCUGCGUCGGCAAGGCGAGAUACAGCUCCUGCAGUGGAAUCUGCACAACAGAACUAUUUACCGUCGAAUGUGGAUCAACAAGUUUCAAUUCCACAUAUCCGUACUUCCCAAAAUACUUCCUCAAGGAGGCGAUCAAGGCAACAACAACGUCGAGCUUAUUCUAGAGGCCGCGUAGAAGAAAGGCAGCAUCAAUAUAAUCGCAGAAUAGGGGAUGAAGAACCUACCCAUGCAAUCCAGACGUACAGUAGGCAACAGCCAGUACAACAAACUCAGCACGCAAGCAGUGUGAACUAUGUUCAAGAAAAUUAUUCCAACACUGAGGAGAAAGUUACGCCGCGUCAAAAUCGUCAGCGAGUACCAGCAGAACCACGAAAAAAAGCCGAAGUGUCUCCAUCAGGGCGACAGCAGUCCUCUAAGCAAGCUAAGUUAGCCAUAGCUGCUUUACCAGAAGAUACAGAUGGUGACGAAAUACCAGGCACAGCUGGCGUUGACUACCCUACAUUGCAUGACGUCCCGAAGACAGCAUUUUCUUGUGUGAAUCAACCUCAUAAUGGAUAUUAUGCAGAUUUGGAAACUUCUUGCCAGGUUGUCCACCUCUGUCAGUCGGGUGGUGUUCAAAAUAGCUUUUUAUGCCCCAAUGGAACAAUAUUUAGUCAAGAAAAGUUUGCCUGUCAGUGGUGGUAUAAAGUAAACUGUGCUGACUCUCCUCGAUUCUAUGCUAUUAAUGAUAACCUUUAUAAAAUUCCAGAGAAAAAAGAGAGAAGAAAAGACCAAUGAACAUAAAGAAAAGUGAAAUUAAAAGUUCACCUACUCGUUAAGCUUAUUAAAUGUAAUUGAUGGAUUUAUGUGCAAUGUUAGGUUAGAUCACUAACUCUAAAAGCUUUACGCAGAAUGUGUCAGACUCAGUUACGCAUGUGACAUGAUGAUUUCAUUAAAUUUAUGUAUAUUACAUAUUAUAAUAAACCUUGAUUUGUUUGUACUCUA
Messenger RNA from Stegodyphus dumicola, 2161 nucleotides. RefSeq lists its product as uncharacterized. Gene Ontology annotation, cellular component: extracellular region. Gene Ontology annotation, molecular function: chitin binding. Lineage: Eukaryota; Metazoa; Arthropoda; Arachnida; Araneae; Eresidae. The record is from RefSeq and is a predicted model, not a curated record.